AUGAAAUUUGCUAAAGGUCUUUACGUGUGCGGUCUAGUUUCGAGUGUUAGCUGUUUACCAGCUGUACAUGACUCUAGAUCUUCGCAGUCUGUAGCCAAGAUCGGAUUUAACAAAGUAUAUGGUAAAAGUUUCUCCGAAGCUACAGCUGAUCGUAAAUAUGUCAAUUUAUUUCGCAAUAAAAACAUCAGUGAUGAUAAUGACGAGGUAGCACUUCAGAAUAAUGCCAACACUUAUUACAGCGUUAACAUUUCUUUAGGGACACCUGGUCAAAAUAUGACUAUACAAUUAGACACCGGUUCUUCAGAUUUAUGGGUUAUUAAACCUGGUGGAUUACAGUGUACUGAUAAUGACACGAACUUAUUCAAGAAGCGCUCAGAGAAUGAUAAUGACAAUGAUGCUAUUUCCUCUUUUAUUAGCCAAUUGGAAAGUUAUGAAGGAUCCUUCAGCACUCUGUUUGGACCGGGACCAGGAUCCGUUGGAACUCCAACCGGAACUAUCUCUAGUUCAAUGCCGGCUCCAACUGGUAAUGGAUCUUAUGAUGGUGGUGACAGUGACAGUGACGGCAGUAAUAACUGCAAUGCAACUGCAUUUUUCGAAGCUGAUAAUUCAAAGACUUUCCACAGAAACCGUACAGACCCUUACUACAUCCAGUAUGAGGAUCUUUCGUAUGCAAGUGGGUAUUGGGGUACAGACGAUUUACAAUUAGGUGAUUUACAAGUCCAUAACGUCUCGUUUGCUGUCGCUAACGAUACUAACUCUACAACACCUGUUUUUGGAAUUGGUUUCCCGGGCGGUGAGAGUUCGUUUGCAUCUGUUGGACCCGAAUACAGAGCUGCUCACCCACACGAAUAUGCAAAUUUCCCACAAACACUCAAAAAUCAAGGAAUAAUCCAACGGGUAGCAUACUCACUAUAUCUAAAUUCUCCGAAUUCGACCUAUGGUAAUGUGCUCUUUGGGGGUGUUGACCAUUCGCAAUACCAGGGACAGUUAUACACUUUACCUAUUUUGCAACUAGGUAACUUAACAAGUGAUGGUGAUCCAUACAAUACGCUAGCAAUUACUUUACAGGGCGUUUCUGUCACCAGACGUGGUUCUAAGCACAAAGUUAAAACCAAGCCUAUUCCGGUAGUCCUAGAUUCGGGAACGACGGCCAUGUACUUGCCAUAUAAGCUUGCAAAGUCAAUUGCCUCUCGGUACCACGGUAUACUUGGUCCUGAAGAUCAGGGAUACAUUAUAGAUUGCCCCAAAAGUGGUGACAAUGAUUAUAUUACUUUCGACUUUGGCGGUGUCACCAUCAAAACAGACAUCAGAAACUACAUUUUUGAGCAAUCGGAAAAUAAAUGUUUACUGGGCAUUAUCCCCAAUAGCGAUAUUUUAGCUGUUUUCGGUGACGUCUUCCUAACCGAUGCCUACGUUGUCUACGAUUUGGAAGGAAAAGAGAUCUCCCUAGCUCAAGCAUCUUUUAAUUCUUCAAGCGAACAGAUCGAAGCAAUUACCUCAUCUGGAGUGCCAGGUGCUAAAAGGGCACCUGGUUACUCAAAGACCUGGAAAGUUGUGCAUUCAUCUCAGGCAUCUGCACUUCACUAA
Messenger RNA from Zygosaccharomyces rouxii, 1587 nucleotides. RefSeq lists its product as uncharacterized. The record is from RefSeq and is a predicted model, not a curated record. The transcript has a single exon. Gene Ontology annotation, biological process: proteolysis. NCBI's taxonomy places the organism in Eukaryota, Fungi, Ascomycota, Saccharomycetes, Saccharomycetales, Saccharomycetaceae. The coding region runs from base 1 to 1587 and encodes 528 amino acids. Gene Ontology annotation, molecular function: aspartic-type endopeptidase activity.